AUGACUGCUCCCUUGUCUGGCUCAGAAAUGUUUGGAGGUAUUCUCACCUCUGUCAUGGACCGAGUCAACAAUGACAAGGCGGCUUCAGCUAGGCUUGAGAAGCUUAGGGCUAAGCCUAAACCUGGCCGGGUGCAGCGUCCAGGUAAGCCUAAGAGGGGUGCUCAGACAACUCAGUCUCAGACUCAGACUCAGCCUCCUGUAGCUUCGGCUGUUCGAGACGAUCCAUGGUCAGGUCUCCAGCUUCCAAAGCCAGAUCUGCCCGUCGGGGGUCGUCUAUCCUCCUUCCUACCAGAAUGGAAGGAGCUCACCAAGGACAAGUGGGCAAUUUCGGUGGUUUCCGAGGGUCUAGGUAUUCCUCUCUUGAAGGAUCCUCCUCUGUCUGUGGACCCUAUCUUCUUUCCUCCACCAGGCGAUGUAGAGAAGGCUCAAGCCCUCUUAGACGAGGUCAAUUCCUUGAUAGCCAAGGGUGCUGUGGAGGAGCUUCCAAGGUCACUCUGGACUCCAGGCUUUUACUCCCGGAUGUUUCUUGUCAAGAAGAAAUCCGGGGCCUGGCGUCCGAUUAUAGACCUCAGUGCAUGUAGUCUCGCCACACUUCAAAAUGGAGACACCUCGAAGUAUCUUGACUUCGGUAGCUCCAGGUAUGUGGGCGACCUCAAUCGACCUCAAGGACGCUUAUUUCCAUAUACCGAUAAAGAAAUCGGUCAGGAAAUUCCUGAGAUUCACUUCUCAGGGCAGAGUGUUCCAGUUCAAGGCCAUGCCCUUCGGUCUGACCACCGCCCCUUUGGUGUUCACCAAGCUCCUUCAGGUGGUUGUGGGCUAUUUACACAGUCGCGGAGUAGAUAUCCAUAUUUAUUUCGACGACUCCCUGAUGCUGCAUAUAGACCCAGUCUCUCUGCGUUGCAGCACCAGGUCGGUCUUGACAACUCUUCUACGCCUAGGUUUUAUCCCUUCACGGGAGAAAUCCGAGGUUCUUCCAUCCCAGGACUUCAUUUUCCUGGGAAACCGUUUCCUUACGGAUCGGGGCCUCGUUCUUCCUCCUCAGUCCAAGUUCCAGAAAGCCAAGGAGUUGGUUAUUCUGCUCAACAGUCUGGACUAUAUUCAGGUCAGGUGGUUUCUGAGGCUUCUCGGAUUCCUCAAUUCCCUUUCGGAUGUCGUACCCCUGGGUCGGCUCCAUAUUCGCCCUCUUCAGAUGUUUCUUCUUUCCAAAUGGAAACCUGCAUCCCUCGAGUGGGAUGCUCGGAUUCCAUUGGAAGCUUCCGUCAAGGCCUCGGCCAUGUGGUGGGCUUUGGAGGCCAAUGUUUUGAAGGGCGUCUCUCUUCAGAGAGCGUCCCCUACAGUAACUCUGUAUACGGACGCAUCUAUGACGGGUUGGGGUGCCUACCUCAACGGUCAGUGUCGUUCAGGGGUCUGGCAGGGGGCUCAACUCCAGGAACACAUCAAUGUGCUGGAGAUGAGAGCAGUUCUGCUAGCCAUUCAGUCCCUACAGCCUCUGCUGCAGGAUCAGUCCAUUUGUCUGGCUACAGACAAUGCUACAGUGGUAGCUUAUUUGGAGAAUCAGGGGGGUACAAAGUCUCACAAGCUAUGUGCCCUCACUAUCAGGAUUCUUCUUCUUUGUCAGGAUAUGGGUCUGUCCCUCUCAGUGAGGCAUCUUCCAGGGCACCUGAAUGUUUUAGCAGACACGCUAUCCAGAUCACGGAGUCCAGUUAUCACAGAAUGGACCCUGAACAGGUCUAUAUUCAGGGCCAUCUGCAUGAUUUGGGAGACUCCUCUUGUAGAUCUGUUUGCCACAGCUCUGAAUUUCCAGAUUCAGACGUUCGUGUCUCCAGUUCCGGAUCCUUUGGCUUGGGAAGUAGAUGCUCUAUCCCUGAGCUGGGAGGGUCUUCUGGCAUAUGCCUUCCCUCCAUUCAACCUCCUGGGCAGGGUACUUCACAAGGUCAGGAAUCACGAUUGCUCGGUUCUCCUGAUAGCACCUCUGUGGCCCAGACAGCCUUGGUUUCCGGCUCUUCUGGAUUUGCUGGUAGAUCUCCCCUUGGCCAUUCCGGCCAGGUGGAAUCUCCUCAGCCAGCCCAAAUCCAGACAGUUUCACCCCAAUCCGGAACACCUACACCUUCACGCGUGGAGGCUAUCUCGGUCUGUCUCUUGCAGGCAGGCUUUUCUGCAGAAGUUACCGAUGGCAUCACAAGAUCUAUUCGAUCUUCCUCAUCUGCCAUCUAUGAGUCCAGAUGGUCAGUCUUCUGCAGUUGGUGUAUCAGCAGGAAGAUUGAUCCACUCGGUGCCUCUAUUCAGUUAAUAGCGGAGUUUUUCCUCUACCUUUUUAAGGUUAGGGAACUAGCGCCUAGCACCAUUCGAGGCUAUCGUUCAGCCUUAGCCAAUGUAUUUUCUUUUCGGGGUCGUUCAGAUGUUGGAACAUGUUCCACUCUCUCUAAUCUCCUCAGGUCUUUUUCGUUGGAGAAGCCUAAGGUAAGAAUCUUGACACCCCAGUGGGACUUGGCUUUAGUUUUGGACUCUCUUACAAGGUCUCCUUAUGAGCCUUUGGCUUCUGCUUCUGUUAAGUUCCUUUCUUGGAAGACUGUUUUCCUGAUUGCACUUGCCUCAGGUAGGCGGAGAAGUGAAAUACAUGCUCUUUCUUCUUCUCCGUCAUGUCUCAGGUGGUCACGAAACUAUUCCCUAGUGACCCUUCUCACUGACCCCUCCUUCUUGGCGAAAAACCAGGUUCCCAAUUUUUCACCAGAUCCUAUUAAGAUUCCUGCCUUAAAGGCUGUCUCUGGUCCCAAUGAUCAGGAUCUGCUACUUUGUCCUUGUAGGGCUUUGAAGUUUUAUCUUGAUAAAACUAAGGGGGGGCGGCAGGGUCCUAGACCUCGUCUGUUCUUGUCCAUCAAGGCAAAGCAGUCUGAUAUAUCUUCUCAGACUAUUUCCAGGUGGAUCUGUGAAACUAUUCAGAAAGCCUAUGAGGGGUCUACUGCAGAGACUCGUGACAGUGUUCGGGUUAGGGCACAUGAAGUUAGGGCUCUAUCUGCCUCUUGGGCUUUUCUCAAUGGAACCUCAUAUGAUGAGGUCAUGGCAUCUGCCUUUUGGCGAGGCCGCAACACCUUUGCAGACUUCUAUCUGCGGUCGCUGUCCUCCCAUGCAGAUGGGUUAUAUUCUCUGGGUCCUCUUGUCACUGCUCAGUCAGUCACUUGUCCCCAGUCAAUCCUUAGGGAGGUUCCAUUGCGGUUUCUGUUUUUAAAGAGUUUUAUUGUAAAUAUCCCAGACCCUUAA
This is a messenger RNA of Pecten maximus, 3258 nucleotides long. RefSeq lists its product as uncharacterized. The record is from RefSeq and is a predicted model, not a curated record. The transcript is spliced from 2 exons. The coding region runs from base 1 to 3258 and encodes 1085 amino acids. Gene Ontology annotation, molecular function: DNA binding. Gene Ontology annotation, biological process: DNA integration; DNA recombination. Lineage: Eukaryota; Metazoa; Mollusca; Bivalvia; Pectinida; Pectinidae.